UUCAUGUGCAUGGGGAAAAUGCAGCCAGAUACGGACCAGGGUCAGAUAGAGAGAAAGAUAAAUAAUGUAGAGUGGUGGUCGAAACAUCAUCCAAAAACCAGCCUUAAGCUGAUCUGUGAAAAUGAGUGAAAUAUUAUGUACAAUCGCCAUGGGGGUCCGUGACUUCGUAAAGGACUACUUCAACGGUUUCUGGGACUAUGAGACCCCUAAGAUGAUGGUGAUUAAGAACAGACCUCUUGGAGUCAUUUAUAGAGCUGUCCAGUUUCUAGUGAUCACCUAUUUCAUCUGGUAUGUUUUUAUAAGUCAAAAAGCAUACCAGGAGAGCGAGACCCAUCCAGAGAGCUCUGUUUACACUCGUAUGAAAGGCAAGGCAGUGCACGGUGAUGAUGUCCUGGACAACGUGGAGUACGCUCAUCCCCCAGAGGGAGUUGACGUAAUCAGCACGAUACUGAGAAGGGAAUUCACUUAUGACCAGAGGCAAGGUACCUGCCCAGAGCAUUUCAGCGUCGACAAUGCCAACUGUACGACAGACUCUGACUGUCUUCCAGGCUUACCAAACUUUGAUAGUCAUGGCAUUAGGACCGGCAGGUGUGUUCAGUACCACAACUACACUUUCAAAACUUGUGAAAUCAUGGCUUGGUGUCCUAUUGAAGAGUAUGCGGUAGUGCGAGAACCACCUUUAGUGGAGGCUAUCAAUUUCACAGUGUUCAUCAGAAACUCCAUCCACUUUCCCAAAUUUAAAGUGUUGAGGGUAAACGUGGAAAGUCCCCCAGGGAUGAAAACUAAAAAAUACCUCAAGAGGUGUCAUUACCAUGAGGAGGAUGCACCUUACUGCCCAAUAUUUCGCUUGGGUUACAUCGCGAAUCAAGCAAGGGAGAAUUUCACUGAGCUCUGCAGGACUGGAGGAGUGAUUGGCGUUUUCAUCAACUGGGAUUGUAACCUCGAUCUGGAUCCUUCACACUGCAAGCCUACCUACACGUUUCGCCGCCUUGACGUCCGAAAGGAUCUGACCGACUCUGGUUACUACUACAGGUUUGCCAAAUAUUAUGAUAAGAAUGGCGUGGAGUCUCGGACCCUGAUCAAGGCUUACGGCAUCCGCCUAGACAUCAUUGUUCACGGACAGGCUGGAAAAUUUAGCGUCAUCCCAACAAUGAUCAGCACAGUGACAGCUCUGACCUCCGUCGGGAUUUGCAGCAUCAUAUGUGACUGGAUCAUGCUUACGUUUGUCGACAAGAAUGAGGUCUACAGUGAGCGAAAGUUUGAUGAAGUGAGUAAAAAGGUGAUCCAGGAGACCACAGACACCAUCCACACCGAGUUCAGCUACAUGAGCAGCUAUGGCUCGAACCAUUCAGACCUCUCAGAUGGUGUUCCGCUCUGAUUGGUCGCUUCAGCUCUCCUCCUUCAACCUGAUGAUGGCAACAACAGCACCCCGGUUUGGUUUCUCUAAAGUGUUGACAUCAGCCAGAGAUGGAGUCGCAGAGCACUUCUUCAAGACUAGUCGCGUCCCCUUAAACUCUUUCACGUCUUAUACUGUUACAACCACAAUCUGCUGUAUAUUUCAGUAGGAUUUCAUAAAGAGGUCAACACAGAGUAUUGCAUAACUGUGAAGUGGAUGGAAAAUAGAUCGUUAUUUUUUGUGCCCAUUCUUCUUAAAAUAGCUCAAACUCCAGUCACGUUGGACGGAGAGCAUUUGUGAACAUCAAACUUCAAGCUUUGAUACGGAUUCUAAAUUGGGUUCAGGUCUGGACUUUGACUAGGCCAUUCUAACACGGGAACAUGAUUUAAUCUAAGCAAUCCAUUGUAUCCAUGGCUGUGUUUAUGCUCUUGUGUCGUGCUGGAAGGGGACCCUCAGCCACACUAAGUCUUUUAAGCCUCUUAUUGAGUUUUCUUUUACAUUCUUUUACAUUUAGCCCCAUCUCCCACAUCCCUGCUGAAGAAAAGCAUCACUACAGCAUGGUGCUGCCAACACCAAUGUUUCAACUGUGCGGAUGGUGCGUUCAGGGUGAGGUGUGGCAAUAGCUUCCCACCUCAUACUGCGUUUUGCAUGUCAUCCUGAAGGCUCAGUUUUGGUCUCAUCUGUCCAGAGCACCUUCUUUUGCGUUUUUGCUGAAUCCACGUCGCUGCUUGCGGUAACCACUGGAAGGUAAUUACAUUUUUAGAUGGACUGAACAGGUGCUCCAUGAGAUGGAAUAAUGUUUUAUAACCCAACCCUGCUUUAACUCAAGAGAAGAAUUAAAGAUAAUUAAAUCUCUCCACAACUUCCUCCCUGACCCAUCUGCUGUGCUCCUUGGUCUUUCACUAAGCAAACCUCUGAAGCCUUCACAGACCAGCUGGAUUCAUGAGAUUAAAUCACACACAGCUGAACUCCAUCUACUUCUGAAGGAAGCUAGAUGCUAGGAUUUUAUUUAGGGGUACUGACUCACAGGGACCAGAAUAACAUCACUCCACACCUUCACAAUUUUCACUUAUACAUAAAAAAACCCUGUUAUUUUCCUUCCACUUGACAAUUAGUGACUACUUUGUGUUAGUCUUUUACAUAAAAUCACAAUAAAAUACAUUAAACUUUCUUGUUGUAACGUGACGAGCUCAGAAAAAGUUUAAAGGUGUAUGAAAACCUUUGCGAGGCGCCGUGUUAAAGGGAAUGAACUGAGAGGUGAGGACCACGUCCUGAUGAUGUGACGAGAUCACCGCCGUGGCGCUCAGUGAAACUGCUUUCACACACCGACGGUCUCUCACGUCUGGAUUUUCUUCUGUUCAGAAUAAAACCUGCAUUCCUUUCGCUUCAGAAAACAAGUAUACUCACAUGUAGAGGAAGAAAAAAAAAGACCCUUUCAAAACAAAUUAAAUGGAGUAGAACCAAUUUACAACAACAAAAACUGUUCCCAUGUAUCCCAGACAUUCAGUGC
This is a messenger RNA of Fundulus heteroclitus (mummichog), 2906 nucleotides long. It is a transcript of the gene p2rx2, whose product is annotated as purinergic receptor P2X, ligand-gated ion channel, 2. Gene Ontology annotation, molecular function: extracellularly ATP-gated monoatomic cation channel activity; ATP binding; purinergic nucleotide receptor activity. Lineage: Eukaryota; Metazoa; Chordata; Actinopteri; Cyprinodontiformes; Fundulidae. The record is from RefSeq and is a predicted model, not a curated record. Gene Ontology annotation, cellular component: plasma membrane; nuclear inner membrane. The transcript has 12 exons. The coding region runs from base 122 to 1378 and encodes 418 amino acids. Gene Ontology annotation, biological process: monoatomic cation transmembrane transport; response to ATP.